AUGAAGAGAUUCAUAUUCUUCUGUGUGUUGUCCUGUUUUGCUCUGGUAGAUACUCAGUUACCUACAGGAAGUGAGUGCCAACAUACUGAUGGCUCUGCUGCUUUCUCUGGGGAACUGUGCAUUUUCACCAACCAGCAUGGAAACAGCAGUGAAAAGAAACAAGGUUCCUCCUGUGAAAAGUGUGAUUUUGAAACUGAUCUAUGCGAAGCUCUUAAUGAAUUGAAUUUGCAGCCUGGGUGGAUAAGAAGAAAUGGUCGAUCUGGCAUGGGACCACCAUACUCUGACCACAAUGGGAAUGACAGUGCUUAUUUCCUCUCAUUGUCUUCUAAAAUGCAAGACUCUUCUGCAACUUUAAGGACCAAUGUUUUCCUUCCAACUGACGAUGAACACAUUUGUCAGAUUACAUUUCAUUAUUGGAUCAGUCAAAGGAGUGGAACAUUGAUAGUGGGGCUUCGAAAGCACUCUGAAGAUACAAUUACUAACAUCUGGCAAGAUUCGGGAGAAUUGUGGAAUCAGUGGAAAGCAAACACCAUCAUGAUCAAUACCACUGAAAAGUAUGAGGUUAUAUUUUGGGGGAUGGUGGGCACCCAGAGACAAGAUGCAACUGUUGCCAUUGAUGAUAUCACCUUCAGUGAAGGAUGUUCUCUGGCAAGUGCUCUGCAGACUUCUGAUUUUGAGCUUGACAUGUGCGCGUGGCAAUUAGAUCAGGCAGCUGAACCUGCUAUGUGGGCACGACUGCAAGCCAGACACAAGAUUGCCUCCUGUUCCUUCCUGAAAGAUUGGAGCAACAAUACUGAAGGCCAUUUUGAGUGGUUAGAAGCUAAUGACAAUGCAUUAUAUAAAAGUGCUUAUCUUAACAGCUCCAUGUGUCAUUGUUCCAGCAAGAAUUGCCAUUUUCAGUUUCAUUACUCCAUGGCAGAUAGCAGCGUUCUCAAAGUGGUACUAUUUACUAAUCAGGAGGAACGUGUCUUGUGGGAAACCAACACCAUGACUAAGAAGGAAUGGGUCCAAGUGGAUAUACAGCUACCAACAGAACUAGAAAAACUGAAGCUUAUGUUUAAAGGAACACUCCAGAACAGGGCAAGUUUCAUCUGUCUGAAUAACAUCCAGCUCUUGGACACUACACCAUCAGAGCCACAAGGUUUUUGCUCCGUAGAAGAAUUCAUCUGUGCUGAUGGACAGUUGACAGAGCCUGGAUCAGCCUGUGACUCUCACCCAGAUUGUUCAGAUGGCAGCGACGAGGGUCCUGCAGCCUGCUCUAAUUACACUAUAUGUGAUUUUGAGACUGACCUCUGUGGAUGGAAGCCACUAAGCAUAGGUGAUGCCAACUGGAACGUAACGAAAGAGCAGGCUCCUCCUGACAGGAGACUCCCUGGCAGAGGUCAUACAACUGAUAUUGGACAUGGAGCAUUCAUUUACUUCAGUGGAUCACAUCAGAUGAACACAAAGAUGUCCAUGUCUCAUCUGGGGAGUCCUCUCCUUGUCAAGCUGUCUCCUGGACUUUCUUGCUGUCAGGUAAGGUUUUGGUACCGGUUAUCUCAGGAUUCACAGCUUUCUGUCUUUAAGAGAACUGCACUGGAUGGAAGUUUGGAAAAAUUGCAUGACAUUUCAGGAUUGCCUGAGAUGCAGUGGACAAAAGUGAAUAUACCUGUAGAAAGUGCAGCUGAGGAAUUACCUUUUCAGAUUAUUUUACAAGCUACUGUUCUUACAGCAAAUGCUACUGUUGCUGUUGAUGACAUCAGUAUAACAAAGGAAUGUGGAGUCGUGAAUAAACCUCUUCCAGGUGCCAGUCAGAAAAGUGAAGGGAAAACAGAAUUUGCUGAUGCUAAUUAUUCAUCUUUUUACUGUCCACUGGGGUAUUUUUCGUGUGGGAAUGGACAAUGUAUUUCAUUUGAGAAAUUUUGUGAUUUUACACUUGACUGUUCAAAUAACCGUGACGAAGCCAUGUGCCCUGCUGUAUGUGACUUUGAAAGAGAUAACUGUGGUUGGAUUGAAACUGCAGGUGCAGAUGGAUUUGACUGGGUGAGAAGUUCCAGUAGUGCUCUUGUCCCUGAUUUUCAGAAGCAAGCUCCUCUGUGGGAUCACACCUACAACACAUCUGAAGGUCAUUUUAUGUUCAUUCUGGAAAACAGCAGCAGCAUUUCACAAGUAGCUGGGCUAGGAAGCCCGAAGUUCAGGCAAGCUGGAUCAAAUUGCACAUUGUCCUUUUGGUAUUACAACUACGGACAGUCAGUUGGAGCAGCAGAGAUGCAUUUGAUUGUGGAUGGGCUGGAAGAUCCUACUGUCCUUUGGAGGGCAUAUUACAACGAGGGAAAUCAGUGGUUGAAGGCAGUCAUUCAGCUUGGACGCCUUCCACAUCCUUUCCAAUUAUCACUUGUUAAAAUCAGUCUGGGUUUUUUUGAUGGUAUCUCAGCGAUUGAUGAUAUUAUGUUUGAAAACUGUGCUCUUCCACCUCGAGCAUUAAGUUGUGAAGGUCCUAAUCAUUUCUGGUGCAGAGACACAAAAGCUUGUAUUGACAGUUUACUGGUCUGUGAUCUUGUGGAUGACUGUGGGGAUGGAUCGGAUGAAGAGAACUGUAACCCUGAGCUACAAUGUAACUUUGAAAAUGGGCUGUGCAAUUGGGAGCAGGAUGUUGAGGAUGACUUAGACUGGAUCAGGAUAGAGGGUCCAACCCCCACAGUUAAUACCGGCCCAUUGAAGGAUCACACUACAGGCACAGCCAGGGGACACUACCUCUACGUAGAAUCCUCCAAGCCACACCAAUUCCAAGAUAAAGCAAUUUUGCUUAGUCCUAUUUUCAACCCUCCUGGCAAUGAAACCUGCAUUUUCAACUUUCAUUAUCAUAUGUUUGGAAAGCAAGUUUACAAGCUGUCAGUCUUGCAGAGAAGUGUGAGUAACAUAAAUGGAUGGCUGUUGUGGUACAAGUUUGGAAAUCAAGGAAACAGAUGGAUCAGACAGACACUUCACAUCAGAAGCUCUAAACCAUUUCAGAUUUUGGUGAAAGGUACCAUAGGAGAUGGUUUCACUGGAGAUAUCGGACUUGAUGACUUGUCUUUUCUAGGUUGUACUCUAUACAAUGGAAACUUGCCAACAAUCUCUACAACUACUUCAGCAACUUCAGUUCCUGUCACCCUCCCUGUGAACAACUGCACAGAGAAGGAAUUUGUCUGUAGAACCUCUGGCCAUUGCAUCCAGAUGACCCAGAAGUGUGAUUUUAGACCUGACUGCUCUGAUCAGUCUGAUGAAUCAGCUUGUGUUAUGGAAGUCUGUGACUUUGAAGAUACAAACCACUGUGGAUGGUAUCAACCGACCUUGAGACAGAUGUCAAGAAAUGAUUCUAUCCAUACCACAAACAUAUUCAAGUGGGAACUUGGAAGAGGGGCAAAUCUCCACCCCGAGGAAGAAAAACACUGCCCAUUAAUUGAUCAUACUACGAGUACUGAAGCAGGCUGGUAUCUGUUCACAGACAGCUCGAAUGGAGAAUUUGGUCACACAGCUGACAUUGCUACCCCAGUCAUCUCCCUUACAGGGCCCAAAUGCAAAAUUGUAUUCUGGAACUACAUGAAUGGUACAACAAUAGGUUCUCUGGAGGUACUCUGUAAAACCAGUAACAAGACUUCUAAGCUGUGGACUCAAAGUGGUAACCAAGGUCCCCAAUGGAACAGAGCAGAAGUGUUCUUAGGAAUUCGUUCAAAUUUUCAGAUUGUUCUCAGGGCAAAACGUGGUGUCAGUUACAUGGGAGAUGUGGCAGUGGAUGAUAUUACCUUCGAAGAUUGUUCCCCUUUGCUCAUCUCAGGCAGACCUUGCACAUCAGAGGAAUUCACAUGUGCCAACAAGCACUGCAUCCCAAAGGAUAAUCUGUGUGAUUUUGUAAAUGACUGUGCAGAUAACUCAGAUGAGAGCCCUACUGUUUGCAGUAAAUCUUUUGCGCAUUGCAAUUUUGAGUUUGAUCUUUGUGGAUGGAAGCAAGAUGAAAAUGAUGAUUUUGACUGGAACCUCAGAACCAGCACUUCUGCAAAAUUGAGCACCGGACCAGCCACUGAUCAUACAUUGCAAGAGCCAUCUGGUCAUUAUAUUUUUAUAAAGAGUUCAUUUCUUCAGCUACCAGGACACAAAGCCAGGAUUUCUAGUCCUGUCCUAAGCAGAAAGAAUAGAAACUGCAAGAUGAUUUUCUAUUACCAUAUGUAUGGAGAUAACAUUGGAUCAUUGAUUGUCUACCAGAGGACUAGGUUGGAACAUGAAAAAGUUCUCCUUAAUCUUACUGGAAACCAGGGAAAUUUCUGGCAGAGCAAGACACUUAUCCUGACUGGAGAUAGAGAAGAAGAUUUCCAAGUUGUCUUUGAAGGGAUAGCUGGAAAAGGUCCUAAAGGUGGCAUAGCCCUUGAUGACCUCAUAUUUUCCAGGGAUUGCUUACCAUUCCAGGAGUUUUUACCUGCAGAACCCACAGUGCUGCCUCCAACAGGCUCCUGUUCAUAUGGCUAUUUGCAAUGUCAGAAUGGCAAGUGUUACAGACCAGAACAAAGCUGUGAUUUUGAAGACAACUGCGGGGAUAAUACAGAUGAGAGUGAAUGUGGAACUUCUUGCACCUUUGAGAAUGGCAGAUGCGGCUGGCAAAAUUCCCUGGCGGACAAUUUUAACUGGGUGCUAGGGGUCAGCUCACCUCAAAGUCUUAGACCUCCUGGGGACCACACAUUUGGAAAUAGAACUGGACAUUUCCUGUAUCUUGAGACCACUGCAAUAAGCCUAAAAAAUGAAAAAGCCCAUGUGAAGAGUUCCCAAUGGAAAGAAUCAAGUGGGACUUGUGUGCUGAGCUUCUGGUACUUCAAGCCAUCAAAAGCCAUGGGACAUAUUCAGGUUCUGAUUAAGACUGAUGCUGGAAUUGUGAAAAUAUGGGGUGAAUCAGGAAGUCAUGGUGACAAGUGGAAUAAAGUCGAGUUACACUUGGGGAAACUGAGGAAUUUUGAAGUUGUCUUUGAAGGCAUUCGUACCAGAGACCUUAGAGGAGGAGCAGCAAUAGAUGACAUAGAGUUCAACAACUGCACUACAAUUGGACAUAAUCCCAGGGAAUGCCCUGCCAUCACUGAUUUCAUCUGUGGGAAUGAGAAUUGCAUAGAGUCUCAGUUCGUCUGCGACUAUAAACCAGAUUGUGAAGACCUAUCAGAUGAAGCUGACUGCAGUUACUACACAAGCAUUCCUGGAAGCUGCAACUUUGAAACACAAGAUCAAGAAUGGACCACUGCAUGUGGAUUAACACAAGACCCUAAUGAUGAUUUUGACUGGAAUAUUAGCAACAGUGUUGUCCCUGGGCAAAUGGAUCUUGAUGCUGACCAUACACCAGGUAAAGGACAACAUUUUUUGUAUGUAAAUUCGUCUGCCCAGAAGGAAGGAAACAGAGCAAGAAUAAUUACUACCAAACUCUUCCCAGCUAGCCUUGGGGUCUGUAGGGUCCGAUUCUGGUUCUGGAUGUUUGCUUCUAGACAAACAGGAGUCUUAAAGGUAUACGCAGCUGAAGAACAUGGAAUGGAUAUUCUUAUGUGGUCUUCUACCAGAAAUGAAGAAAACAAAUGGAUGUAUGCAAAUGUAGUCCUUUCCAGUAACAGCCCUUUCAGAGCUGUCUUCGAGGCUGAAGUGGGCUGGAGUCAACCCACCGAAUUUGCUCUUGAUGAUAUUUCUUUCACCCCAGAAUGCAUUGAUGGAGGACCUGCUGAUCCACACCCUCCAACUUGUAGCAGUGACCAGUUUACAUGUGCAUAUGUGCAGCAGUGUUUGCCCCUUGCUGCAAAAUGCAAUGGGGCUGAAGAUUGCAUGGAUGGAAGUGAUGAAAUUAACUGUCCCAUGGAGACACCUACUGCCACUUCUCCGGGUUCCUGCAAGCAAACAGAGUUCCUGUGUCAUUCCGAAGGGUGUAUCCCAUCCCUCCUGAGAUGUGAUGGUGUGCCUGACUGCCACCUUAAUGAAGAUGAAGUUGGCUGCCCCAUUAAAGAUUGUUUCAAUGGUUCUUUGUUAUGUGCCUCAACUAAUCAAUGCAUAGCAAUCUUCCAGCGUUGUGAUGGCAUUGCAGACUGCAUUGAUUUCAGCAUUGAUGAGUCCAGCUGCUCAGUUUGUCCUGAAGAAUACUGCAAAAAUGGAGGAAAAUGCAUCAUCAAAGACGACAUUCCCUUAUGCCAAUGUGGAAAAGAAUGGAAAGGAAACCGUUGCCAGAUAAGUUCUAAACCUCUUCAGCCUCCAUCUUCAAGUCUUCUUCGAAAUGAUAUUUGGAUUGGGUUGGGUAUCAGUUUCUUGCUGAUUAAAAUUACAGCUGCUGCCUUGUAUUUCCUUUCAAAGAAGAAAGAGCCAGAAACGAAACUGGAGGAAACCACUAAUGCUUCGUUUGCCAACCCAUUGUAUGCAGACUUUAGUUCAUCUGGGAAAACAACGUCUCCUGUGCAUGCCAUCUCACCUACUGUUCAAAUCAGUGUUUCCCCAUGGCAUGAGCAUCCUUUUAAUGAAGAUGCAAAUGCUAUUUCUUUUCCAAAUCCCCUUUAUGGUGAAGCAUCUGAAGAUAUGGAAAAAUUAUGCAAUUCCUUGAAAACAGACAUAAAACAGGAUCAAUAUUGCGUGUAAUUAUUUUUCUGAAGAUUUGUUCUAAAAUCCAACAGUAUGUAGUGGUUCUACAGCAUUUGCAAUAUGAAUGAAUAACUCUUCACAGAAUAACUUUUCUAUUACAAUAAUUAUGUUCAGAAAGUAACUUUUUAUUAAAAAUGGAAUCCAUAUACAAGUAAAACAUACAGUCCGCUAUAAUUUCUCUUGGUGCAGAAAGGGAUUGGUAACUAUACUAUGAAUUCAUUUUACAUUUAUACAGUUCAAAUUCCAGUAUGUUAAUAAAAUGUUUAAACAAAUACAGAUUCUGGAGUUUUGGGAAUCAUAAUUUUAUGACAAUUAUUUGGGAAAUAAUGACUUAAAUAUUUCUGUAAUUUUGCAUUGGAAAGGAACUUUAAAUAGCUAUUUUAGUGUUCAAAGGGACAGAAGCAAAAGAAAAGUCUUUGUAUAAUUAGAAACAUAUCAAGCUAAACCAAAGCUGGUCAUGAAUCAUGGAUUUUCGUAUCAGUUCAGCACGUGGUUCAUCAAUGUGACAUGCUGGUAUGCACACUUAUUUUAAAAAAAAAUAUCUUUAUUGUUAACCUUGAUAGCCUUAUCUGACCAAAUUCCCUUCUGAUCAGCUCUACAGUGCUUACCACAGUACUAAUGAUAAAUUUAGCUUAGUGGUUGACAGAGGGUGGAAACUAGCAUGUUCAGGAAACCAUAUUUCUGCUGAAUAUGUUGGCCUCCCACACAGCUGAAACUUAUGUUGUCCCAUGCUUACAUGAGAAAGACAUUAGGGAGGAAUUCUGGAUUUCCUCCUGAUUUUGAGGGUCAUCCUCUGUGAUAGAAGACAUAGCUCGUAAUAGUGUCUACACUUUAAAUAACCUGACAAUAUGUCAUCUUUCAUAAUGCUCACUUGAAUUACACAGUGGUCAGUUUUAGCUUGAAGGUUUAAGUGUUCCUGCUGUGCUUGUGUUUUCCUCACUUACUGUAUUUCUAGAGCCUACUUAAUUUUAAACUUAUUGGCAAGUUUCAAAGAUACUGAACUCCUACAGAUUUCAUAAAAACAGACAACUUGAUAAUAGACAGUAUCUCUGUUGAUACCUUCAUUUAGGGAAAGUUGAAAUGCUUCAAAUUCUGUAGACUUUUGUGACUCCAGGCAGAAGAGCACACCAAAACCUGGCUUCAUUCCAUCAUGCAUGGGACUGCUUGUUUUGUGUGUUGUUUAAUAUUUUCUUUCACCUUUUCUUAAUAGCUUAACAGUCAUGAAUAGCUCUCUACCUGGGGCUACAGAACUACUUUUCGAUUUAGGUUUUCUUAGCUGACUGGCAUGUUGUUUGAUAGGUAGCAGAAGUAACAAGGCAUGAUUCCCAAAGAUGUUUGCUCAUCAUUCUUUCCAUACUUUUCCAGAAAUAUGAUCAUAAAUGCCUCUCUGCUGCAUUGUAAAACCUAAUAUUUCUCCUCCCCAUCUCUUCUGUAAUCCACUGUAGUGUCCUCAGUUCUUCCCCAGGCUCUGUAGCCCACCCAAAAAACUGUGUCUCCUGAACUUGUUUCCCUGAUGUUUCCCUAAUACAAACUGAAAAAGCAGCAUCAAUCCCCACCUGGCCCAGAGUGACAUGUGCUGACCAGCUGCUGUACAUCUGGCUGGUUGGCAGUACAGGUAACAAAGUCACACUGCAAUUUCUCCUCCUCUGUGCCCUGAAUUCAUACAGCUGUCUCCUGCCCCAUGGCUGCUUUAACGAAGCCACUCAGAGUUUCACGUGUUUUGUACACACACCUGUUUUAAAUGCUGAGCUUAGUUGGAAGUUACCAGAUGUUAUUCAUGGAGGUUUUAAAUAAGAAACUGUGACAGGAGGAUCACACAUGUUGUUUUCUUUCUGAAAGAAGAUAAGCAAGACAGAAACAUGGAAUUUGCUUACUACAAUUGUUAAGCUGAAACACAGAGAUUACACUUGAUCCAGCAAAGUGCCAAGUGCCUCCAAUUCCUGAACUCUGGUAUUUUGAUAAAUCUGUGUGAGGUGAUUGAUCUCCACAUUAUAAACAGGCAUUGAACAUUCCUACAAGGUCAAGCCCAUAUACUCAAAUCCUAAUUUAUUCUGCAAUAGACUAGCACUGCUUUCAGAAUUUCAUUAAACACUAAAAUGCUGGUUAUGCUAUAGUCCUUACAUCUCCCGUCAUUGUGUCACACUAUGUAUAACGUAUCUUUAAAAAACUACAAUAAUGAAAAAGAUAAAAUUAAUAAUGGUAGAAUUUUAUCACACUCUCCCUUAUGAAACAAAACAUAUUCAUUUUACUGUUAGCAUUACUCAUAAUUUAAUGUCCUAAAUAGACGCAUAUGACUAUAAAGAAUUAUUGUAAAGUAACUCAAAGAAUAUAAUAUUUCUCAUCUGUAGCUAUUUACUGAGAGAACUGUGACUCUUCUGGAUUAUCUCUGAAGCAAGACAAGCCUUUCACCAAAAUAAUUUUCCAUUUUUAUAAUUGAUAGAAUGUUUUUAAACCAAGUGUUAACAUUCAGACAUUUUAUUGAGCUGGUCAAGUAUAAGGAAAUGUUUAUGCAACAGGACAAAGUCAGAAAAAGUUAUCAGCUAGAGGAAAAGGUUAGUAGUCUACUUUUCCAAUGAAAAUGUGAGUCUCUGAGGCAAGUCAGCAAGACACACUCAAUUGGGUUAAAUGGGUUUAAAAGGAAGAAAUAAGCACAAAUUAUUCACGGGAAUUCUUUAAUCUUGUGUGUAAUUAUGUGAUCAUUUCCAUUUUACUGAUCGUAACAGGAGGAAAAACUUAAUUUGCACUAAGCACAAUGACUAACACACAACUGUGGAGGGGGAAAAAAAAAAAAGUAAAAGUAAUAAUCUAUUGCUUUAAUAUUUUCAGCAUAUUUUGAAAGUUUGGGCUGCCAAAUCUAAAUAAUGUAACCGUAAUUAUAUGUAUUUUUUUUUUCCCCUCAAAAGAAAGCCAUUUUCAUUUUGAUCUUCAUUGUAGUCUUUAAUUUUGAGUCCUACUUCUUCAAAUCACUCAUUUUUUUCAACCACUUCAUGCAGGUCAUAAAACAGUGUAAUUCUCUGACAGGUGUUUUACAAUAUAUAUGGUAUGUGAAUCUGUAAGGAUUUAGUCUGCAUUAUUACUGUUUUGGUAUCUAAGGUUUAGAAUAAAAGUGACUGAACAGGAAGGUAUAGUUAUGUCAGAAACAUGCUGUAUCAACAGAAUUAACAACAAUCUAUUUGGUAUUCACAUGUUAUCAAGAAAUGGACGUUAAUAAGCACUUAAUUACAGUUGGUCUCUGAUGAAACUCUGUAUUAAAGCUACUUUAGUAGUUAAAGUAUUCAACAUGAUUCAGGUAAAGUGUUGUUUCUUUUUGUAAAAAGGGGCUCUAAAAUCUGCCCAUUUUACUAGCUUUGUGAACCUUCUAUUGAAGAUCUGUCUCUCACAUGCGACAGUUUUGAAAGGCAGCAUUGACACAUUUGGAUUUACUCUCAUUUUAAUUUCCUGUUUAUAUGCCUUUGUAUUUCACUUUAACUUUUCUACCAAACAUGGGAAACCCUGUUCAGUUCAAUUUCAACAAAACUGUCUUGGAAUAUAUAUGGGGAAGCACAGUGACAGGCAAGGGAGAUAAUUAAU
Molecule: messenger RNA, 10176 nt
Organism: Columba livia (rock pigeon)
Lineage: Eukaryota; Metazoa; Chordata; Aves; Columbiformes; Columbidae
Gene: MALRD1
Product: MAM and LDL receptor class A domain containing 1
Exons: 41
Coding region: 1-6603 (2200 amino acids)
Cellular component (GO): membrane
Molecular function (GO): protein binding
Source: RefSeq, a predicted model, not a curated record